UUGCGCAGCGACCUUCCGCCCACCCGGGACGCGUCGGACCCGGACGCCGGCUGGACCGUCUUCGCCCUCGGCAAGCUCGGCAGCCGCGAGCUGACCGUGCACUCGGAUCUCGACCUGGUCUUCGUCUACGCCGGCGAGACGACCGACGCGGGCCGGUCCAGCGCACCAGACAGUCGGCGGCAGAGCAGACAGGACCUAGCGCACAAAGAGGACCAGGAGGACGCGACCGUCGGCAGUACGAGAGCGACACGCGGCGUGCCGAAACCGAGGCAAGCAGCGGCUCGCGAUCCACUUCCGGCCUGCAGCGCAACCUGGCGGGAACGGGCCGAGACAUGGGAGCGCAUGGCGUGGACGCGUUGCCGCCACGUCGGCGGCGAGUGCCGGCCGCAUGACGCCGAGCCGUCGGACACUCGCGCUACGCCCUGCCCAGUCCGCUCCCGCAUCGAGCGCGAGCUGGCCCGCGAGGCGGCCGGCGACCAUCUGGACCUGAAGCGGGGCCGCGGCGGCCUUGCCGACAUCGACUUCCUGCUGCAGGUGCUGCAGAUUCGGGAGGGGUCAACCCGCACGGACUUCCGCGUCGCCGGCACCCGCUGGCUGCUCGAGACCCUGCCCGAGACCGAUUUCCUGCGCCCGGUGGAGGCCGACACGCUCCGCGACGCCUACUGGUUCCUGCGCGAGAUGCGAGGGACCGAUGCUGCGUCAUCACACACGACACCGGCGCGGCGGCGCAUCCGAGACCGACCACGACGCGGCGAGACGACU
Molecule: messenger RNA, 762 nt
Organism: Geodia barretti
Lineage: Eukaryota; Metazoa; Porifera; Demospongiae; Tetractinellida; Geodiidae
Source: the annotation of a GenBank genome assembly